Molecule: messenger RNA, 6602 nt
Organism: Myxocyprinus asiaticus (Chinese sucker)
Lineage: Eukaryota; Metazoa; Chordata; Actinopteri; Cypriniformes; Catostomidae
Product: sodium/calcium exchanger 2-like
Exons: 11
Coding region: 2763-5567 (934 amino acids)
Biological process (GO): cell communication; sodium ion transmembrane transport; calcium ion import across plasma membrane
Cellular component (GO): sarcolemma; axon; postsynapse
Molecular function (GO): calcium:sodium antiporter activity
Source: RefSeq, a predicted model, not a curated record
AUUACAUUUAUGCAUUUGGCAGAUGCUUUUAUCCAAAGCGACUUACAGUGCACUUAUUACAGGGACAAUCCCCCCAGAGCAACCUGGAGUUAACUGCCUUGCUCAAGGACACAAUGGUGGUGGCUGUGGGGAUUGCCAGUUAUGAUUACCAGUUAUGUGCUUUAGCCCACUACGCCACACCACUCCAAUAUAGGUUUCCAAACAUCUCUUUUGGAAAUAGAAUAGACCUUAUUCACAGCAGCGCCAUCUUUAAUUUUUGACAGGAAUGACAACGAGGCUGUGAGGGAUAGACUUAAUGUCUUUUCAAUGACAUGCACUGUAUAAAGCUGUAUAAAGCUCCUAGAAUUUCUACAGCUCAUGUUUUCUGGAGUGUUUUGUCCUCUGAAAUUUUUAGGAAAGAUGUGUUUUCAAUGUUUCAUUGGUGGAAUGAUCCAAAGCACUUUAAACAACAUUACAACCCAUUGAAGAAACUGUAAAUCUCAAACAUGGUGCUACUCUGAAUAAGGUCUAGUAUAGAAGUAGAACAAGGAAUCCUGCAACAGAUGUGAUGGGCCCCACAGAGCUCGGAUCUCAACAUUAUUGAGUCAAUCUGGGAUUACAUGAAGAGACAGAAGCCAUUGAGUCUAAAUUCACAGAAAUCUGGCAAAUCAGAGACAAUUUAGCAGAGACAGAUCACUUAUAUUAAAAUAAAUGUUAGAAUUUAGAACACCCAACGGUUGUAGAAAAAGAAGUCCUGCCUUACAUUUCAAAGAGCCAAUCAGCUUUUAUAUAACGAGUUUGCCUGUCAAUCAACCUGAAAACGUGCAUGCGCAUUAGCUGGACUAGCCUAAAAAAUAGUGUUUUUAAGCGUGACCUGAGCUAAAGUAGCACAAUGUAUUGUCAUUGUUGUCAGAUUUUACUGCUGAUUUGAAAUAUGUUCUUUGUUCUUUUAUUGUAAUCUUGACAAACUGUUUUGGAGAUUCUGGUCUGUCCCCAUUAAAUUAGAUAGGAGCUGUACUUUUACACUGCUUGUUUACAUGGAAAAUAGCUGCCCAGCUUGCCCGGGAGCAUUCCAAAGAUGGCCGCCCAGUGGACUGACUUGCCGUGAAUGGUACUUUGGGCAAAUUCUUCAAAGAUACUUGGAGCAACCUACAUGCCAACAACCUUGAAAAAACUGUGCAAAAGUGUGCCUAGGAGAAUUGGUUUGUUUUAAAGGAAUAGGGUGUUUUGUCCCCCGACUCAAAGUAUGACUGUCUUGCCCUGAAUAGCCAAAACUCCACCUUCCACAACAAAAUAGUAUUAUAUAUGUAUUUCAAUCGGGUCAAUUCUCUGAUGCCAUCAGAUGACAUUCGGCACUUCAGCACUGCUUCUGGCCUUUUAAUAUGCCCUUCCAACUCUAUGAGUUCACGUCCUCUGGAUUUUUUGAUGAAUGAGGCAUACUGUAUGAUCCGGCCCCUAAGAACCGCCUUAAGUGCCUCCCAAGCCACGCCCACAGAGGAUACUGAGGACCAGUUGGUCUCCAUAUGGUCUCCACUGAUUUCAGCCUUUAACAUUUGAUGGAAUUUAGGAUUUUGCAAAAGGGAUACAUUAAAGUGGCAACUAUAUGAUUUCUAUUUCUCCGUAUGUGGCAACACCUCUAAAUUCACCAGGGCGUGAUCCGAGACUGAGAUGUUUCCAAUUGAGCAAUCCACAACAGAUGAAACGAGGGACUUAAAAAUCUAUUCUUAAAUAAAUCUUAUGGACUAUGAAAAAUAUGUAUAGUCCCUACCAGAUGGGUUAAAAAGUCUCCAAAUAUCUGUAAGACCAAGAUGUUUACACAUUCUGUGAAGUGUCACAGUUGCCCUAGGGGGCUUACACACUUUUGCUUCACUAUGAUCAAGGAUUGAGUCCAUCAAAAGAUUAAAGUCUCCUCCCAAUAUUAUAUCAUGAGGGGUGCCAGCGGCUUGUAACAUCCCUUCAAGAUCUAUAAAAAAGCCCUGAUCAUCAACGUUAGGUGCAUAAAUAUAAGCCAAAAUCAACCUUUGCCCAUGAAUUCCUGCUAAAACAAUAAAAACUGUCAUUUAAAAAAAUAAUGUUAUUAACCAUUCUUUUAUUUUGUUCUAUCAGCCUCCAUUUGGAAGGGAGGCUGCGGAACGUCUUAACCGGAGCGAAAAAAUACAGUUUUUGCUCAGAACGAACCGAAAUGAAAAACAUUUAGUUUUUAGUCCCUGGUCAUGAAGGAACAACAGUUUGAAGAGAAUACUGCUGAGCAAGUAAGAGAAAGUCAAUAUUUUUAUAGCAACUUACCUGAAAAAUAAUACAUCCAGUAUCCUAUCCAAUUGCACAGACUUUUGUAGGUAAAUCUAUCAACCCCUUUAAAUGCUGAGGUUUGUUACCACCUGAGUAGUGCAGGAAUGCAUGUUAUGUACUGUAAGUUCAACCAGACCAUGCGUUUGGCAAUGCAUUUUCCAAGUGCUUGCAUUUGCAUACACAUACUUACAAAAAAAAUGUCUGGCCAAACGCACAAAAUAGAACGAAUCAAAAACAGACAACGGAGUAAUAUAAACAGUGAAGCAUUCAAGUGCUGUUAUAAUAAAUAUCAGCACUCUUGGAAUGCUCUUGUCCAAUCAGAUUAGAGGACCGGAACUAGCUGUUUAUAUAUACUCAUAUUAAACUCAUACAUCACAUGUAAAUGACAUUACAGUAUAUAGAAUUUAUCAAGGUUUGUCCAAGUAAGCCCACCCUCUUCUUUUCUUUCUCUGUCAACCUCAGAAGGAGAGCCACUCUGUUCACCAUAUCCCUUCAUGGUCAUGGCUCCUCCUCCACUCCUCCAACAUCUCCUGCUCCUCCUCUUGGCACAGCUGUGUGAGGGUGGCAGUGCUCAUAGGAACAGCAACAGUAGUGCAGAUGGCCCCAAGAGAUCCUGUUUUGAGAAAGUCCAUUGUCAACCUGGGAUUCUACUUCCUGUAUGGCUGCCGCAGGACCCCUCAUUGGCAGUGCAGGCCAUAAGAGCAGUGAUUUACUUUUCAUCACUUCUCUACAUGUUUCUGGGUGUGUCCAUCAUUGCUGACCGCUUCAUGGCUGCCAUUGAGGUCAUCACAUCACAGGAGAAAGAGGUGACUGUGACAGGUGCAAAUGGAGAGAAGACUGUAAUGACAGUUAGAAUCUGGAAUGAGACUGUCUCCAAUCUCACACUCAUGGCCCUGGGUUCAUCAGCCCCUGAGAUACUGCUGUCUGUAAUAGAGGUGUGUGGACACGGUUUUGAGUCAGGAGAAUUGGGCCCCGGCACUAUAGUGGGCAGCGCUGCAUUUAACAUGUUUGUGAUAAUCGGAGUGUGUGUGUGGGUGAUACCUGACGGAGAGGUGAGGAAGAUCAAACACCUGAGAGUCUUCUUCAUUACUGCAUUCUGGAGCAUCUUUGCAUACAUCUGGCUCUACCUCAUCCUGGCAGUCAUCAGCCCUGGCAUUGUACAGGUCUGGGAGGCUCUGGUCACACUCUUCUUCUUCCCAGUGUGUGUACUCAUGGCAUGGAUUGCUGACCGCCGCCUGCUCUUUUACAAGUACUUGCAUAGACGUUACCGUGCUGACAAACGUCAUGGUAUCAUUGUGGAGAUGGAGGGUGAGCUAGCACCCAGAGGCAUUGAUGCCAUCAUGGGGGAAAAAUAUCAAAACAACACUACUGGCACUGUCGUCAAUAUGGAUAAAAAUAAAGUGCCUGAACAGGACCGAGAGGAGGUGAUCCGUAUGCUAAAAGACCUCAGGGAGAAGCAUCCGGAUAAAGACCUGGACCAGCUGAUUGAGAUGGCAAACUAUGCUACCAUGCAGAAACAGCACAAGAGCCGGGCCUUUUACCGGGUGCAGGCAACACGCAUGAUGAUUGGUGCCGGGAAUGUACUGAAGAAACAUGCAGCAGCCGGACAGGCAAAAAGGGCAGCUGCAGAUUCAGGUGAUGAUCUGGCCACCUGUGCUCACAUCGCUUUUGAGCAGGCACAGUACCAGUGCAGAGAGAACUGCGGGACUGUCAGUCUGUGGGUCUGCCUGCAGGGGGGAACAGGUAUCAGAACCUUCCAUGUCGAUUACAGGACAGAGAACGGCUCUGCUAAUGCUGGAGCUGAUUAUGAUUAUUGUGAGGGAACGAUCGUAUUUCAGCCUGGAGAGACACGCAAAGAAAUAAAGGUGGGCAUUAUUGAUGAUGAUGUGUUUGAGGAAGAUGAACACUUCUUUGUGCGUCUCUCAAGCCUGCGAGAGGGAGAGGCCGGGGCGAACACUGAUGGUGCUCGACUGGUUGAACCUUUUGUAACCACAGUAACCAUUCUGGACGAUGACCAUGCGGGAAUGUUCUCAUUUGCUCAACGGGAGCUUUGCGUGGGUGAAUGUUCAGGUGUGGUGGAGGUGCUGGUGAACCGAACCUCAGGUGUGCGCGGGACCGUUAUGAUUCCCUAUCACACAGAGGACGGUUCUGCACGACACGGUGUUGACUAUGAAAAAACACAAGGAGAGCUGGAGUUUACCAAUGAGCAGACUAGUAAGACACUACAGGUGCGCAUCAUUAACAUGCAAGAAUAUGAUAAGCGAGAAAAUUUCUACAUUGUCCUCAAAGAACCCAAAUGGCUCAAGAGAGGCAUCUCAGCCACCCCUGGUCCAGAAGUGGAGGAGGCCAGACGUAUAGCCGAAAAGGGAAAGCCCAUUUUGGGAGAACAGAGCAGGCUUGAGGUCAUUAUAGAGGAGAAUAUGGCCUUCAAGGUCCGACAGGAAAUGGCCCCUAAUGGAGUCUUAGAUGCGAAUACAGUAGACCGUCUGUUGAAGGACACAAAUCUUGCAGAAGUAAUUGGCACACACUCCUGGAGAGAGCAGUUCAUCGAGGCAGUAACAGUCAGUGCAGGUGAUGAGGAAGGAGGAGAGCCUCAGCAACCAUCUUGCUGUGAUUAUUUCAUGCAUGUGAUGACAGUGUUCUGGAAGAUUCUGUUUGCAUUUGUUCCACCCACGGAGUACUGGAACGGCUGGGCCUGCUUCAUUGUGUCCAUUCUGGCCAUUGGGCUACUUACCGCCGUCAUUGGAGACUUGGCAUCUCAUUUUGGCUGCACGGUGGGCCUCCGUGACACUGUGACUGCAGUAGUGUUUGUUGCCUUAGGAACUUCCAUACCGGGUGAGUGUCUCAUUUUUUGUGUGUUUGUGUCUUAUUAUGUGAAACAUAAUUACCAACAGCAUCUCUUAACUCCCCUUCAUCUUUCAGAUACAUUUGCAAGUAAGUUUGCUGCCGUACAGGAUCAAUAUGCAGAUGCUUCGGUUGGAAACGUAACCGGUAGCAACGGCGUUAAUGUCUUCCUGGGGAUUGGCUUGGCCUGGUCCAUUUCAGCCAUAUACUGGGAGGUCAAAGGUCAGGUGUUUUAUGUAGAUCCUGGCUCACUUGCUUUCUCGGUCACACUCUUCACCAUCUUUGCCUUCAUCAACAUUGGUGUGCUGAUGCUACGGCGUCGGCCAUCAGUGGGCGGAGAACUGGGUGGGCCAAAAAUGAUCAAGGUUCUGACUUCAAUGUUGUUCGUUGGUUUGUGGCUUCUCUACAUCACAUUCUCCAGCCUAGAGGCCUACUGUCACAUCACUGGCUUCUGAAUACAAAGAAAGAGAGAAAGACUCAAUAAACACAGAUACACCCUGAUACUAAUGGCAUACAGAAGUUAAGUUAAGGUUAAGUUAUGUGAGAACUGAGCUGUGAGAGAAAUGUACACUAAUUAUGGUGGUACUGACUAUUGUCUGUGGUAAUGUGUCCAUAGAAAUAGGUAUGCACUUUCUGUACACACAAACAUACCUAAAAAGAGUGAGUGAGUGAGAGAGUGAGAGAGAAAAAGGGUGAGUGAGAGAUAACAAGAUUGUACGAUUGCAUGUUUGCAACAUUUGAAAAAAGCACAAAUAACUGCACUGCAGUUGGUGUCUCCAACUCAAAGCAUUUCAAAUACAUUCAAAGCACAUUGAAGGUAUUAUUAACACUGAUUUUUUUUAUAUUACCAGACCGUCACUGACACAAAGGACAUUAACACAUGCAUCAUGUAUGUAGCACUUUUUCCAGAACAGUUAUGUCAUUUUAUAUUCUCACUCAGUGACUGGUAAUUGAUGUAACUGUGAAGUCAUGUGUAUCUCUCUAAGAGAGAAGGUGCUCUUGACUCUCCACAGCGGUUUACCAAAGAACACUUUGACAAGUGAGACUGACCUUUUUUUGCUAGUUUCACUGAAGAAUGUGAGACGCAACACUGAUUUUAAGACAUUAUGGGACCUAUCUUGCACAGUUGAUCGAAGUAAUAUUGUAUUAAGUGAUAAUAAUAAUUAUCAUAAUUCACAUUAAUAAUAUAGUUACUCAAAUGAGGAUAUGUAAUAUUUGUCACUUUAUGAAAUUUACUCAAAUGUAAAAUUGAGAUAUAUAUAUAUAUAUAUAUAUAUAUAUAUAUAUAUAUAUAUAUAUAUCUCAGUAUUUAAGUAAAAUCAUUAACAAGUUGAAUGUUUUGUAGUUCUUACAGUGCUCUUGGUAAAAAUUCAAAAUGGAAUUAAAGUGCAGAUUAUUUUGGUAAAAUCUAUAUAGGGUUAUAGGGGGAAUCAAAUGAAAGCCAUCAAAAACAUGGGUCAUAUUUCACCCCAAACCUUAUUAUAUUAUUU